Trichobilharzia szidati is the source of this 1786-nucleotide messenger RNA. The record is from the annotation of a GenBank genome assembly. NCBI's taxonomy places the organism in Eukaryota, Metazoa, Platyhelminthes, Trematoda, Strigeidida, Schistosomatidae.
UUCCUCAUUGGAGCACUGAAUUUCCCAGAAUUUCUUAAAUAAUCUAGUUAGUGUCCUGAUCACAGUCUCGUCACCAUUUUGUCAAAACUAGGUUUUCUGGGUAGAAGAAUGCUGUCCCUUCUGAAAGUUUACGUGAAGUUUUACAGCACUUCUUGUGUUGUUGCUUUGACUACUUUUAUUCAACUUGUUUUCUUAUUUUCACAUGUUUUGUAAUACAUCAAGAUAUACUGAAGCCCUAGCCAUUAUUUUUUGGCAUCUUAAUGUACUAGCUUGUGCACCAACAGGUUCAGGGAAAACAGUCGCCUACCUACUUCCAGUGCUUAAUGAAUUAUUAUUAACAAAACUUCCCGACUGUGUUAAUUCUACGGAUACUCUGGGUGGAAAUAUGCAGUUAGAAAAGAAAAUAUUUCCAUUCGCUAUUAUCUUGGCCCCCACCCAAGAACUUAUGCAUCAAAUCUGGUCUGAAGCGAUUCGGUUAUGUCGUGGUGUCCAAGGAGACUGUUAUGUGGCAAUGCUCAACCAAAAACACUAUUCUAAUCGGUGCAAAAGGAGCUCAGAUAAGACUGUUGGGACUGGAAGUGUACUACAGAAUUCGAAGAAGUCACGUGAAUUAAGAUUACCUUUGAACACAAAAAUCCUAAUUACAACGCCAAGUCGGUUAAUUGCUUUGUUAUCUCUUCCACCCAAGCAAUGUCCGUUUGACUUCUCCAGGCUCUUUUGGCUCGUGGUGGAUGAAUGUGAUAAGAUGCUGGAAGUAAAUUUUGGCGAUGUUUCUCGUCUUAACUCAGAGCAUUUGGACAAAGGGAAAUAUCGACCUCGUGGAUUUCAUGAUCAGUUAGCUGCUAUCUUCGAGGCCGUGAAGACCAGCCAUUCCAAUGAACAGUUACUGACUAGGCCUGCUAUCGCUUUGUUUUCAGCUACUAUUCCCGAUGAGGUUGUACUAUGGGCAAAAAAUCAGCUACCUGCUCUCCUGCAGACUGAUAAUUUCGCCCUAGAAUUAGUUCAAUUAAGAGUGGGUAUCCGAAAUGCUGCUGUUUCUACUGUCAAACAAGAGCUGCGCUACUGUGCUAAUGAACAAGGGAAACUUUUAGAAAUGCGUUACCUACUUGCUAAUGGACUAGCUUAUCCAUGUUUGAUUUUUAUGCAGUCUCGAGAGAGAGCUAAUGAAAUCCUUAAAGAAAUCCUACUAUCUGAUGCAAACAUUUUGGUAAAUGUUAUUUCUGGUGAUAAAACGACAGCUCAACGUGCCAAAGUUGUUCGUGCUUUUCGUGAAGGAAAACUUCAUGUUCUCAUUUGUACAGAUUUAUUGGGUCGUGGAAUCGAUUUCAAAGGUGUCAGUAUGGUAGUCAACUAUGAUGUCCCUGCAUCAGAACAAGAAUAUAUACAUCGUGUCGGUCGAACUGGAAGAGCUGGUCACCAUGGAAGAGCUGUUACACUGUGGAGUGAUGCUGACCUUCCGCAUAUGGAUGGUAUCUUAUCAGUAAUGAAAAGAAGCGGUUCAGAGGUUGAUGCAGAACUAGACAGACUUGUGAACCAGUGGAAAACAAAUCGUGUAAACAUAAUGUCCAAAAACAAAGAAUCUAAUGCAAAUCGGUGUCUGAGUAGUGUAAUUAGUCGUCGACGUGGAGAAAGACGUCUCGCCUAUAAAAUCCUCAAAAAUUCAGACAGAAAAAGAAGUGAAACUGCUGAUAGUGAAGAAAAAGGAGCUAUUGACAUUUUUGAACAAACAGCUAGGCUUAUUGAUUCUAAACUCCGCCUAGGUGCUGCAGUAUUGAAGAUUUCCUGA